This is a messenger RNA of Corythoichthys intestinalis (scribbled pipefish), 1037 nucleotides long. RefSeq names its product homeodomain-interacting protein kinase 2-like. Bases 354 to 1037 code for a protein of 227 amino acids. Lineage: Eukaryota; Metazoa; Chordata; Actinopteri; Syngnathiformes; Syngnathidae. Gene Ontology annotation, cellular component: cytoplasm; nucleus. Gene Ontology annotation, biological process: peptidyl-serine phosphorylation; peptidyl-threonine phosphorylation. Gene Ontology annotation, molecular function: protein serine/threonine kinase activity; ATP binding; protein tyrosine kinase activity. The transcript is spliced from 7 exons. The record is from RefSeq and is a predicted model, not a curated record.
GUCAUUGCUCAGCAGCGGAACCUUCGGGAAAGUGGCCAAAUGCCGCAAGAUGGAUAGCAACAAGACUGUGGCGGUGAAAAUGUUUAGAAAUCAAGGCAGCUUUGCGGAACAGGCCAAGGUUGAGGUAGGGUGAACCUGGCUCAGGUAAAAAACUAAAUAAAUAAAGAUAAUAAGUAUUUGUGUAAUCUGGCGAUAGAAAUUGCAGCUUGCAGUCCAAAUUUGACGAUAGACUUAUCACUGUGCUACAUUAUUCAUUUAAUAUGUCCUAUCUGUAGAUUGACACGUUGCAGAAAGUAAAAAUCCUACAUAACUCCAAAAGACACUUGGUGCUGUGGAAACGUAUCUUUAACGACAUGGGCCACAUUUGUUUGGAAUUUGAGUACCUGGACAAAAGUCUUUACGACCUCAUGAAGGAACGACAAUUCAAAAAUCUCCAAGUGAAAGAGAUUCGACCCCUGGUCCAUCAGCUGGCCAUCGCUCUGGACCACUUGAAGCGCGUUCAUACGAUCCACGGAGACAUCAAGUUGGAAAACAUCAUGCUGAUCGACCACCAGCGGCAGCCAUACCGAAUCAAACUCGGCGACCUCGGAUUGGCCCAAGGCGGUUCGGUCAACAAACAGAACUCUAAUAGUCAGAGCCACCAGUACCGGUCUCCAGAGAUCUUACUGGGGGCUCCAUUCACUGAAGCAACAGACAUGUGGUCUGUCGGCUGUGUGGCAGCUUUCCUAUAUAUGGGCACUCAUAUGUACCAUGGCAGGAAUGAAUACGAAAUGAUAAAGUUUAUUAUGGAGACUCAAGGUCCGUUUCCAGAAGAUACCAUGAUUUCUGGACAGAAGACUUGUGACUUUUUUCACAGAGACAACCAAAACAGUACCUGGAAACUGAAGACACCUGAACAGCAAGAGACAGGAUUUGUGCCACGAGACACAAGGAAGAUCAAGUUGAUUUCUCUCAAUCACCUUCAGCAACUGCAGCCGUUUGAUGGCAAGCACACCAAGGACAAAGAUGUGUACGCAGAAGACAAGCAGACCGACUGA